Messenger RNA from Postia placenta MAD-698-R-SB12, 1133 nucleotides. RefSeq lists its product as hypothetical. The record is from RefSeq and is a predicted model, not a curated record. The transcript has 9 exons. The coding region runs from base 1 to 1008 and encodes 335 amino acids. NCBI's taxonomy places the organism in Eukaryota, Fungi, Basidiomycota, Agaricomycetes, Polyporales, Adustoporiaceae.
AUGGUCAAUGUACACUUCCCCCUCGCCCUCUGCUUGCCCUCCAGGCUUGCGCUUCUCUACAAGGAGAACUUUCCUCCGAAGCCUACGUGGUCGGUCGAGGAAAUUCCCGACCUCACUGGGAAGGUUGCAAUAGUAACCGGUGCCAACACAGGUCUGGGCUUUGAGUCUGCGCGCAUUCUUGCUUCCCAUGGAGCAAAAGUGUAUGCGACCGCCCGCUCGCAGGAGAAAGGCACUGCAGCCGUACAGAAAAUCAAUGACGAGUUGGCAAAGUUGCAGAAUUCUAGUGGCGAGGCCGUGCUGCUGGUAUUGAGCCUGGACGACUUGCAGAGCCUGAAGCGCGCCGUGGAUGAGUUUACCAGCAAGGAAACCAGACUUGACAUUCUACUGAAUAAUGCCGGCAUUAUGAUGCCUCCAGAAGACACGAAGGGCCCCAUGGGCAUUGAUCCCCAGUUCGCUACAAACGUACUGGGGCCUUUCGUACUAACGCGUUUACUAUUGCCAACGCUGCUCAAAACCACGAGAGAUUCGCCAGACGGCACAGUUCGCGUAGUCAAUGUAUCCUCCCUGGCACAUGGAUGGUGUCCAUCAGGCGGCAUCAGAUUUGACGACCUGUCCAAAGGAUCUAACUACCUGCGAUACGCGCAGUCAAAGCUUGGCGAUCUUGUCUACGCGCGAGAGCUCGCGCGUCGAUACACUGACCAGGGCGUCAUAUCUGCCGCUGUCAGCCCAGGGAACAUCGACACCGGCCUGUGGGCGCACCAAAAAGGCUCUCUACUCUCGCCGAACACCCUCGUCGCGAAGCUGAAGUAUCCCGUCUCGUACGGCGUCCUGACCCAGCUGUACGCGUGCACGUCGCCGGAGGUCACCAAGGAGGACUCGGGUCGGUACUUCUUCCCUUGGGCAAGGAGGGGCCACGCCCUCCGCAGCGAGGCCGAUGAUCCUGCGCUGGGCACGAAGUUGUGGGAUUGGUGUGAGGAGCAGAUGAAGAAGGCAGGGAUCACGGCGUAAAUCAUCAUCUGUCGCCGGAUGUGAUCAGAUCUUUCUAGCCCCCAUUGCUAGCGCAGCACUAACGUAUAGUCCCUGACUAAUGGUCCCGUUUGUCAUUCGUUUGGCCAAUCAUUUUCUUCUUAGUA